UAACGGCACUCUUUUGUUUGGGCUCAGCGCUCCUCAGCUGUUUGGCUGUGUGGGCAUGUAAAAAUGAGGCGAGCUUGUCUGUUGAGGUGCAGGUGGUAAUGUAAUUUUGUAUUUUGGCAGUAAGGGUCGUUUCAUCUGCCUUGAAUUCCCCUGAACUCAUCUUUGUUAGCGGACUGCACGCGUGUUUACCAUGAAAAUGCACUUUGAAGGAUCCAGCAAUGUCACGCUGUUGUUUGACUUCUGGGAUGUGCGUGGACCUGCAGGGAUGGUAUUGUCGGUCCUUGUAGUUCUAAUGCUCACUGUGAUCUACGAACUUCUGAAAGUGUGGAAGGUCACUAUUGCAAAACAGAAGCAAUUCUCCAUUGCACAUCCAUGUGCUCCAGUGUCAUCCUCACCUGAACCAUCCUGUUGCACCCCUGUCUUGAAUUGUCAAGAGGAAAGCUCUUCUCUGACCAACAGCCCCUCUGAGAUCUCAUUAGCUCCCACCGAGAAUACCACCACCACUGCUGACACCACCGCCACUGUUAAGAAGAGCUGGCUUCUACACUGCCUCCAGACCACCGUACACAUCCUGCACGUGACCCUAGGCUACAUGCUCAUGCUCUGCGUCAUGUCCUACAACGUUUGGAUCUUCAUGGGGGUCGUCGUGGGAUCCGUCCUGGGAUACUACGUGGGAUGGCUUUUUAUCUAUUGAAUAACAUUUGAGAAGAGAUGAGAGAACAAAAACACAAGGAGGCACUCGAAAUGUUUGUGUGAAUCGACUGUGGACUCUAGAUCAAGAGCAAUACGACACAUUUUAGAUUGUAUGAUGCCAGGUUCGCACCUUUCAAUGAUAAAACGUGCAAACAGGGAUGAUUCUCAUUUUUAAUGGGUUUUAAGGUUGUAUCUUAAAGAUGAUGCACAAGAUCUUAUUUAACUGAAGUUUGGCAUAAUCGAUUGUAAAAUUGACUCUUUAAAGUGUUUAGAGGUUCGACUGUAAACCUUAUUGGGAACACAAUGUGUUAUGUGAAGAAUGUAAGAAACAUUAUUAUUACAUUAAAUGCAUGUGAUUUUACCUUUGAGGUUGUACUAUGUGAAACAGUCAGCGCUGUACUAAAUAGAGAUGUGGCUCAUUAAUCGGUUUUAUACUUUUUACAACUACUGAUUUAAUUAAGCUCAUUUUCUGUUACACAAAUGAAUGUUUAAAUUCUCUUCUCUGAGAUUUGCUUUAAUGUAGCUGGUGGUUUUCUGUUAUUUUAGGAAAUCACGCUAGUUUUAAACCUUGUGAUCAUUAUGGGUUGUAGUAAA
This is a messenger RNA of Labeo rohita (rohu), 1287 nucleotides long. RefSeq names its product solute carrier family 31 member 2 (gene slc31a2). Lineage: Eukaryota; Metazoa; Chordata; Actinopteri; Cypriniformes; Cyprinidae. The transcript is spliced from 4 exons. Gene Ontology annotation, cellular component: membrane. Gene Ontology annotation, molecular function: copper ion transmembrane transporter activity. The record is from RefSeq and is a predicted model, not a curated record. Gene Ontology annotation, biological process: copper ion transmembrane transport. Bases 191 to 694 code for a protein of 167 amino acids.